Messenger RNA from Etheostoma cragini (Arkansas darter), 947 nucleotides. Its product is annotated as substance-P receptor-like. Lineage: Eukaryota; Metazoa; Chordata; Actinopteri; Perciformes; Percidae. Gene Ontology annotation, molecular function: substance P receptor activity. Gene Ontology annotation, biological process: positive regulation of flagellated sperm motility; G protein-coupled receptor signaling pathway. Gene Ontology annotation, cellular component: sperm midpiece; plasma membrane. The record is from RefSeq and is a predicted model, not a curated record. The transcript has 2 exons. The coding region runs from base 345 to 947 and encodes 200 amino acids.
GGCUGAGGGAGAGAGGACGGCGCUCAGAGCUCAGAUAUGUGGGACCAGUGAGAGGAACAGACUUGUUUUGCGCGUCAAAGGCGCGUUUUCGUUUUUACGCACGGCGUAAAUGUUAGAGUACAGGCUUAUUGAUAGACUGUUAUUGUAAAGUCCACCUGAAUUCUCUUCAAGACAGCGGAGUCUUUAAGUGAACAGCCGACUUAGCAGCGCGUGCGGCGGUCAAGCUGUUCUGAAACUCUUCAUUGUUCACUUUACAUUUGGUUCUAGGAUCUUUACCGUUGUCAUGCAGUGACUUAGGUUUAUGCUCGCUAGUUUACGUGUCACGUUUGGUCUUAUACAGCAAAAUGGAUGCUUUGUUCAAUUUCACUGAUGCGUCAAAUUGGACCAGCGGCUCCAAUGACACCAACAACGGGACCGUGGACUGGAACCAGUUUGUGCAGCCAGUCUGGAGAAUUGUACUCUGGGCCAUUGCGUACAGCUGUAUAGUGAUCGUGUCCUUGGUAGGCAACCUGACGGUGAUCUGGAUUAUUUUGGCGCAUAAACGCAUGAGGACCGUCACCAACUAUUUCCUGCUGAACCUGGCGUUCGCCGAAGCCUCCAUGUCCGCCUUCAACACCGUGAUCAACUUCGCAUACGCCGCGCACAACGAGUGGUACUUCGGACUGGUCUACUGCCGCUUCCACAACUUCUUUCCGAUCGCGGCUGUCUUCGCCAGCAUCUACUCAAUGACUGCCAUCGCUCUGGACAGGUACAUGGCCAUCAUCCAUCCUCUGCAGCAGCGCAUGUCAUCUACAGAGACCAAGGUGGUGGUGGGAGUGAUCUGGGUGCUGGCUCUGCUCCUGGCCUUCCCCCAGUAUUACUACUCCAACACAGACCAGCGCCCCGACCGGGUGGUGUGCCACAUCGACUGGCCCGAAUACACCUUGUGCGACUUCAAAAAGAUGUGA